UGGGAAGUCGAAGUGGAUAAACACCUACAUGAACCUGGAGGAAGAUGCGAAGCACGGAGUAGAGAAAGAACAGCAUGAAACAGAAGAGGAGAAGAUGCGGGCCAAGAAGAGGGGGAAGGGAGUCGCGAAGGUGAUCGGAACUAAGGGCAUGGGAGAGGGCUUCAAUCGACUGAUGACUAUGCAGAUACCACUGAAGAUGAAGGACAUCGAACCUCCUCUAAAGACGAAGGCCAUUGAACAAGACAGCACAUUAUCUCCUGGAUACGGGAGUCUUGCUCCUCUAGGCAACCCUUACAACAUUCCUGAUCCUGUGCCGUAUUACGGGAGCCAAGGAUCGCUCGAGAUGCUAGAAGGGAAGAAGAAUGCGUUUAACCCGUAUAACCUAUCUGAUGCUGAUCUUACAGGAGGACUAUAUGGAGGUCAGCCUGGAGCGAUGUUCUCAGAUUUGGGAGACAGUAGCGGAUAUGGUAUGAACGCCUCGAUUUCUUACCCGUGGAUGUAUGCUGACUUUUACAAGGAGCCACCAGUGAUGCGCGGUUUCGAUGCUAGCCAA
Messenger RNA from Amoebophrya sp. A25, 553 nucleotides. Lineage: Eukaryota; Dinophyceae; Syndiniales; Amoebophryaceae. The record is from the annotation of a GenBank genome assembly.